UAAAGAGUGGGAGAAGAAAUUCCUUGUUAGAUCUCAAAUGGAAUCCCUCUCUGGAAGAAAGGGCAACACCCAAGCAUCCCUAUUGGCUAUCCUGGUCUUUUCCAGAAGGGAUUUAAACUCAGAGAGGGAAGAAGGGUUAUCCAGGACAAAGGAGGGCUGAAGAGAUCCUGAACAAUCUUGAGCCUUCAAGAGUGCUUUCUCCUAAGGUGGCAAAAGGAGUGGGAUGGUAUGCCCAGGAACUACUGAGGCCUCCAGGAAGAAUCAGCUCUCAUCAGUUCCAAGGAAGCCCAUGAUGAGUUUCUGCCAUAUAUUUUAUUGCCCUUUGGGGCUCCUGCUCUGGUCCAUAGUACAGACAGCAUCAGCGCCAGCAACUCCUGACCCUCCUAUCUGCAAUAAUCAAGAGAAGCAAGUUAUGUUUAGCCACACGUACAAGAUUGAUGUACCAAAGUCCUCUCUGAUCCAAGUGGAGGCUGAUCCUGAACCACUCAGAGAUGAUGGAGGAGGGCUUCUUCUCCCAGGGGAGACCAGUGAAGAACAGAACAUCAUCUUCCGGCACAAUAUCCGCCUUCAGACCCCAAAGGGAGACUGUGAAUUGUCAGGUAGACUCCAGGACCUGUUGACUCGGGUGAAGAAGCUGGAGGAAGAGAUGGCGGAGAUGAAGGAGAAAUGUGGCACUCAACAGUGCUGCCAGGGAGCUCCAGGUCUCAGCAACCUCUGCAGUGGACACGGCAUUUUCACCCAAGACACUUGUGGAUGCAGGUGUGACGAAGGCUGGGAAGGUCCUGACUGCUCUCUGCCCAGCUGUCCUGGGGGAUGCAGUGGCCAUGGGCGCUGUGUGGAUGGUCGAUGCAUUUGUGAUGAGCCCUAUGUUGGUGAGGACUGUGGGUAUCUGCCCUGCCCCGAGAACUGCAGUGGGAAUGGGAUCUGUGUGAGGGGCGUUUGCCAUUGCCAUGAGGAUUUCACAUCGGAGGACUGCAGUGAGAAGAGAUGCCCCAAUGACUGCAGCGGCCAUGGCUUUUGUGAUACAGGAGAGUGCUACUGUGAGGAGGGCUUCACUGGCCUUGACUGUUCCCAGGUUCCUCCUCCCCAGAGUCUGCAGCUACUCAAGAGGACAGAAGACUCUCUGCUGGUGAACUGGGAUCCAGAAGUGGAUGUAGACCAUUACUUGCUCAGUUACCAUCCCUUAGGACUGGAAACUUCAAUGAAGCAGGCUAAAGUCCCCAAAGAUCAGCUAAGUUAUGAGAUUUUUGGCCUGCAGCCCAGUACCAAGUAUAUUGUCACCUUACGCAAUGUGAAAAAGGGGACUUCCAGUAAUCCACAGCAUCUGCUAGCUUCUACAGACACCUCUGUGAUCGGCACUGGUUGGGUGACUGAUGAGACAGAGUACUCUCUGGAUGUGGAAUGGGAGAAUCCACCUGCGGAGGUUGAUUAUUACAAACUCAGGUAUGGCACCUUAGAAGGGCAAGAAGAGGAGGAAGUGACUGUGCCCAAGAGCAGUGACCCCAAGAGCAGAUACGACAUUACAGGUUUGCAGCCUGGCACUGAAUACAAGAUCACUGUGGUACCCAUAAAAGAUGGAUUGGAAGGCAAAGCAAUUUCCCUGAAUGGCAAGACUGGAAUUGACAGUCCCACCAAUGUGGUGACUGACCAAGUGACAGAGGAUACAGCGAGUGUCUCCUGGGAUCCUGUCCAGGCUCACAUAGAUAGAUAUGUGGUGCGCUAUACCUCUGCCGAAGGAGAGGUCAAGUUGACGCCGGUAGACAAGGAGAAGAGCAGCACUCUGCUGACAGGCUUGAACCCUGGCAUGGAGUACACUGUCCAUGUGUGGGCUGAGAAGGGGAACCAAGAGAGUAAGAAAGCCAACACCAAAGCCUUAACAGAAAUUGACAGCCCAACCAAUCUGGUAACUCAACACGUAACCGAGGAUACCGCCAGCAUCUCCUGGGACCCAGUCCAGGCUGUCAUAGACAGGUACCUUGUGAGCUACACCACGGCUGAUGGAGAGACCAAGGAGAUCCCAGUGGAGAAGGACAAGACCACCACUCUGCUGACUGGCUUGAGACCAGGCGUGGAUUAUACCGUCUACGUCUGGGCUGAGAAAGGCGACCAAGAGAGCAAGAAAGCUAAUACCAAAGCCCCAACAGUAAUUGAUGACCCCAAGAACCUGAUAACUGAUCAGGUGACAGAGGACACAGCUGCUAUAUCCUGGGACCCAGUCCGGGCCAUCAUAGACAGGUACAUGGUACGUUACACAUCCGCUGAUGGAGAGACCAAGGAGAUCCCAGUGGGGAAGGACAAGACCAACACCAUCCUGACCGGUCUGAGACCAGGAGAGAAUUACUCUGUUUAUGUCUGGGCUGUGAAAGGAGACCAGGAGAGCAAGAAAGCCAACACAAAAGCCCCAACAGAAAUUGAUGACCCUAAGAACCUGAUAACUGAAAGGGUGACAGAGGACACAGCCACUAUAUCCUGGGACCCAGUCCGGGCUGUCAUAGACAGGUACAUGGUACGCUACACAUCCGCUGAUGGAGAGACCAAGGAGAUCCCAGUGGGGAAGGACAAGACCAGUACCAUCCUGACCGGUCUGAGACCAGGAGAGGAUUACUCUGUUUAUGUCUGGGCUGAGAAAGGGAAACAAGAGAGCAAAAAAGCCAACACAAAAGCCCCAACAGAAAUUGAUGACCCUAAGAACCUGAUAACUGAAAGGGUGACAGAGGACACAGCCACUAUAUCCUGGGACCCAGUCCGGGCUGUCAUAGAUAGGUACAUGGUACGCUACACAUCCGCUGAUGGAGAGACCAAGGAGAUCCCAGUGGGGAAGGACAAGACCAGCACCAUCCUGACCGGUCUGAGACCAGGAGAGGAUUACUCUGUUUAUGUCUGGGCUGUGAAGGGAGACCGCGAGAGCAAAAAAGCCAACACGAAAGCCCCAACAGAAAUUGAUGACCCAAAGAACCUGAUAACUGAAAGGGUGACAGAGGACACAGCCACCAUAUCCUGGGACCCAGUCCAGGCUGCCAUAGACAGGUACAUGGUACGCUACACAUCCGCUGAUGGAGAGACCAAGGAGAUCCCAGUGGGGAAGGACAAGACCAACACCAUCCUGACUGGUCUGAGACCAGGAGAGGAUUACUCUGUUUAUGUCUGGGCUGUGAAAGGAGACCAGGAGAGCAAGAAAGCCAACACGAAAGCUCCAACAGAGAUUGAUAGCCCUAAAAACCUAGUGACUGACCAAGUGACAGAAGACACAGCCACUAUAUCCUGGGAUCCAGUCCAGGCUGUCAUAGACAGGUACACGGUGCGUUACACCUCAGCUGAUGGAGAGACCAAGGAGAUCCCAGUGAGGAAGGACAAAACUACUACUAUUCUAACAGGCUUAAAGCCAGGAAUGGAGUACACUGUUUAUGUCUGGGCUGUGAAGGAAGACCAGGAGAGCAAGAAAGCCAACACUAAAGCCCUUACAGAAAUUGAUGAUCCCAAGAACUUGAUGACUAACCAGGUGACAGAGGACACAGCCACUAUAUCCUGGGACCCAGUCCGGGCUGCCAUAGACAGGUACAUGGUACGCUACAUCUCCGCUGAUGGAGAGACCAAGGAGAUCCCAGUGGGGAAGGACAAGACCAGCACCAUCCUGACCGGUCUGAGACCUGGCAUGGAUUAUUCUGUUUAUGUCUGGGCUGUGAAGGGAGACCGGGAGAGCAAAAAAGCCAACACAAAAGCAUUGACAGCUAUUGACCCUCCCAGAAACCUUCGUGCAUCUGAUGUGACACAGUCUAGUGGUGUUGUGACCUGGAUGCCACCUUCUGCUCAGAUUGAUGGCUAUAUUUUAACUUAUCAAGCUCCAGAUGGCACCAGCAAGGAGGUGAAGCUGGGGCCUUGGGAGCAGAGGUUUGAGCUGCAAGGCCUUGGUCUAGGAAAAAGGUACACCAUCUCUCUGGUAGCCUUUAAGGGUGAUCAGCAGAGCAGGACGGUAACUACUAACUUAUCCACAGUCGGGGCUCGCUUCCCCCACCCGUCUGACUGCAGUCAGGUGCAACAGAAUGGAGACUUUGGCAGUGGGAUGUACACUAUCUACCUGCAUGGUGAUGUCCACCAGCCCAUGAAAGUGUACUGUGACAUGGACACCGAUGGAGGCGGAUGGAUUGUAUUUCAGAGACGAAACACUGGUCAGUUGGACUUCUUUAAGCGUUGGAGGAGCUAUGUGGAAGGUUUUGGAGAUCCCAUGAGGGAAUUCUGGUUUGGACUUGAGAAACUACACAAUCUUACCACUGGAACACCAGUCCGAUAUGAGGUGCGGGUGGACUUACAGACAGCAAAUGAAUCUGCCUAUGCAGUCUAUGAUUUUUUCCAAGUGGCUUCUAGCAAGGACAGAUACAAGCUGACAGUGGGGAAAUACAGGGGCACAGCAGGUGAUGCUCUCUCUUACCACAAUGGAUGGAAAUUCACCACCUUUGACAGAGACAAUGAUAUUGCUCUCAGCAACUGUGCCCUGACGCAUCAUGGAGGCUGGUGGUAUAAGAACUGCCACCUGGCAAACCCCAAUGGCCGAUACGGAGAAACCAAACACAGUGAGGGAGUGAACUGGGAGCCAUGGAAAGGACAUGAAUUUUCCAUCCCUUAUGUGGAGCUGAAGAUCCGCCCUCAUGGUUUCAGUGGGAAGCAAGUGCUGGGAAGGAAGAAAAGGAUGUUGGCAGGGAAGAGAAUAAUCAACAGAAGAUCCAAUUGACUGGGAGGUGGAAUAAGAAAUCAUAUAAAGUUGCAUAGAUUUUUGGAUGGGGGUGGGUAGAUUACUCAUUGGCUAAACUUGAAUUAAGAUCUGAGCUGUGUGGGGGAAUGUGUGUGAUCUCCAAUUUCUGUUCUCGUCAGAAACCCAAUCUACAGGUACAUUCUGACAAACCCCAAGCCAUAGCAAUUCUCUUUUCUUCUCCAUCUUCACUGAUGCAACAUUAUCUGCACUUAGGAUUUAGAUUUUUUAAAAAGUGGUUGCAUAGCAAAUUAAUACCAUGCUGGCAAGGAUGUUCAACCUUACCCCAGUGAUAUUCUAGUGAUAUGAAAUGGCUUGAGAAUUCUAUAAAUCACCAAUUGAAAAGCUACAGGAACUGUCACUUCUUGGAUUCCCUCAGUAUAUAUUUUGUAUGUAUUUGUAUGAGCAUGUCAUCCUAUUGAUAGAACAGAAGCUCCUUGAAUGCAGUCACUUAAUAAAUGCUUGUUAAUUGAUUGAUUGACACAAGUCUGUCCAGUAAGACCACCCAAUGGGAACAGAAUGAUGAAGUUACUGCAUUUGCCAGAAGUUUGUAGUCCAUCAUUCUUUCUUUGGCAUUGGGUCCCUCAUUGCUCUUUCUCUCACCAACAGGUGUUGAGAGGAAAAGCAAGGAGAGGGUGACGGCAGGGCUAGAGAGACUCCCUGAGACAUAUGGUUAAUGGAAAUUUUUAUGAAAUCUUAUUCCUCUAAUAUUCUAGGGAAUAAAGCUUUUAUUAUGCUGCCCAUUUUCCAUCUCAAGACAAUUCUUAGUCUAAUCUAUAUAACUGCUUUCAUAGAGCUGUUUGCCUUGUGGAUUAGCCUGUAUUCACCCAGACUUAAAAUAAUUUAGCAUGUUUUAAAAACUGUUUUUUCAUAGAGUUUCUACUCCACCCCGCUGUACCACUCAUCAAGUCCUAACCUCACUCAUUUGUCCAGACCCUUUCCUAAUGCUUGGUGUUGUUAAGCAACCUUUUGUGCCUGAAUUUUUUGAAAUUGUUGGAUAUUAUAAACCCUCCAAACAGUAGGUUGGGAAGCCUUGAUUCUUGUUAGGGGAAACUCAGAAAGGUCAGAUAAUUUUGGGUUUUUUUCUUACCAUUGUGGAACAUUUUCUAUUAGGUAAUUUGGUUACUAUUCAGUACCUUACAUUUCUAUUUCUGAAAAAAAAAUAAAUAAAUCACUUGAUUA
Sarcophilus harrisii (Tasmanian devil) is the source of this 5926-nucleotide messenger RNA. RefSeq names its product tenascin N (gene TNN). The transcript has 21 exons. NCBI's taxonomy places the organism in Eukaryota, Metazoa, Chordata, Mammalia, Dasyuromorphia, Dasyuridae. The coding region runs from base 224 to 4726 and encodes 1500 amino acids. Gene Ontology annotation, molecular function: protein binding. The record is from RefSeq and is a predicted model, not a curated record.